Messenger RNA from Zeugodacus cucurbitae (melon fly), 1776 nucleotides. RefSeq names its product activator of 90 kDa heat shock protein ATPase homolog 1. NCBI's taxonomy places the organism in Eukaryota, Metazoa, Arthropoda, Insecta, Diptera, Tephritidae. Gene Ontology annotation, cellular component: cytosol. Gene Ontology annotation, biological process: positive regulation of ATP-dependent activity; protein folding. The transcript is spliced from 4 exons. The record is from RefSeq and is a predicted model, not a curated record. Gene Ontology annotation, molecular function: ATPase activator activity; protein-folding chaperone binding. Bases 177 to 1238 code for a protein of 353 amino acids.
CGAUUUUGAUUUGGUCUGUCAAACAGUCACACAGAACGUGAUUUCAUAGAAAACUGCUCAGCUAGUGAAUUUGCAAAAAGCAAACGCUCGAAGAAAUUUCAACGUUUUAUUAAACAAAUAUUUAGUGUUUAAACCAUUUAGUAAAUUGUUUAGUAAAUAAAUCAACAAAACAAAAAAUGGCAAAGUGGGGUGAAGGUGAUCCACGUUGGAUUGUUGAAGAACGCCCUGACGCAACGAAUGUCAACAAUUGGCAUUGGACGGAAAAAAAUGCUACACCUUGGUCCAAGGACCGUUUAACACAAUUGUUUAAAGGACUUAAAAUUGACAAGGAUGGCAUCGAAUGUACUGUAGAUAAUGUUGACGAUUGUACUGGGGAAGCAACAGUCAAUAAUCGUAAAGGGAAACUUAUAUUUUUCUAUGAAUGGAAAUUGGUGCUUAAAUGGACUGGAAAAUUAUUGAAUAAUAGCAAAUUAGAACAUAAAGGCAAAAUCACUAUACCGAAUUUGUCGGAAGAAAACGAUUUGGAUGACAUAGAGAUCACCAUUACCAUUGACGAGUCCAACGAUGAAUCAGAAAACCUCAAACAGUUCAUGUACAACAUUGGACGAGAUGUUGUACGAAAACAGGUGGCGUUGUAUAUCAAGGAAUUGAAAGAGGAAUAUUCGAAAAAUCUUAUACUUCCCAAGAAGGGUGAAGAAAACACGGCAGUUGCGCCAAAGGUAAAACAAGCUGGUUCCAGUAUCGCCGCGGAAGCUAAUUUAUUAAAUAGUGCAAAUAAUGUUAAAGCCAGUGAUAAAUCAGGGAAUAAUGUUGGUUGUAAGUUAGACGUAAGGACAUUAAAAAUGGCUGUUGAGUUCAAUUGUAGUGCGAACGAUUUAUAUAACGCCUUGACAAGAGAGGAUAUGUUAACCGCUUUCACCCGUGCGCCAGUUAAAGUGAGCGCUACACGCGGCGGAGAAUUCGUUUUGUAUGGCGGCAAUGUGCUCGGUAAGUUCGAAGAACUGGUGCCAGAGAAGAAGAUUAAACAAACUUGGCGACUGAAAAACUGGCCUUCAGGACAUUACUCACAGGUUGUGAUAGACUUGGAUGAAACGAAAAGCAACACCCAAUUGAAGCUAACACAAACUGGCAUUCCUGCGUCCGAAUAUGAUGCUAUGCCCACAAACUGGCACCGUUACUACUGGGAAAGCAUGAAGCAAACGUUCGGUUUUGGCUUAUCUAUAUCGGGUUUGUGGUAAAACUAGUUAGUUGUGUUAGGCGUUGGGUAGUUAAAGAAAAAAAUAUCGUUCAUAUAAACAAAAACCUCAUUGUCCAUAGACGUAUAUGUAUAUAUAUAUGAAUAUGUAUGUAUAUUGAAUGAACAACAACAACAAACAAACACACUUCGAAGAGCUGCAGCACCUUAUAGGUUAUUUAAUUAUGUACCGUUUAGAAAAUAUUUAUAAACGCUUGAGUAACAGCCAAGCCUCGCGUGUGCUUGGUUAUGACUUCAACUAGUUAAAGAUGGUCGUCUCUUUUCUUACGCAAAUUACAAAAAAAAAAAAAAAACAAUGAGGAAAAUUGCUACAUUUCGAUACAUAUGCUGAUCUUUGGAUAAAAAAAAGUUAGAACAAAGUAAUGAAAUCAAUGUAUAUUUUAAUUUGAGCACAUGUAUUGAAUAUUUCGAUCCUUUUUAUUUUAUUUAACAUUUUUAGAAAUUAUAUUGCCGAUGUAAUGUCUUGAAAACAAAAAGUCGCAAAUAAACGAAAAAUCUGGCCGCAGUUUGAAGGCAACUAA